This is a messenger RNA of Neurospora hispaniola, 1175 nucleotides long. RefSeq names its product Snf7 family. The coding region runs from base 120 to 776 and encodes 218 amino acids. Gene Ontology annotation, biological process: vesicle budding from membrane; late endosome to vacuole transport via multivesicular body sorting pathway. The record is from RefSeq and is a predicted model, not a curated record. The transcript has a single exon. NCBI's taxonomy places the organism in Eukaryota, Fungi, Ascomycota, Sordariomycetes, Sordariales, Sordariaceae. Gene Ontology annotation, cellular component: multivesicular body.
ACAACAACAACAACAACACCAACAAGCACCGAACACCGACAUUCACCUCCACCGCCGUCUCAACACCAGGAACCUCCAAAAAUUCACGGAACAACUUGAACCCUACAAAACCCGCCAAAAUGAACCGCCUCUUCGGCACCUCCUCCAAACCCACCGCUCCCAAACCCACCCUCACAACCGCCAUCUCCUCCCUCGACACGCGCCUCUCCUCCAUCGACGUCAAGCUCGCCUCCCUCACCGCCGAGCUAUCCGGCUACCAGUCCAAGCUGGCCAAGAUGCGCGACGGGCCCGGCAAGACGGCGCUCAAGCAAAAAGCGCUCAAGGUGUUGCGGCAGCGCAAGCAGUACGAGGCGCAGCGCGACCAGAUCCAGUCGCAGGUGUGGAACAUGGAGCAGGCGCAGACGAUGCAGGACAACCUCAAGAACACCAUGGUGACGAUUGACGCGCUCAAGACGACCAACAAGCAGCUCAAAAAGGAGUAUGGCAAGGUGGACAUCGACAAGAUUGAGCGGUUGCAGGACGAGAUGGCGGAUCUGUUGGACGUCGGAAAUGAGAUCCAAGAGUCAUUGGCGAGGAGCUAUGAGGUGCCCGAGGAUGUGGAUGAGGACGAGUUGGAUGCCGAGCUGGAGGCGUUGGGGCAGGAGGUGGAGUUGGAGAGGGAGAUGUAUGGUGGGAUGGAGGCGGGAGCGGUGCCAAGUUUCAUGCAGGAUGAGGUGCCCGAGUUUGUGGAUGAGGAGCCCAAGGUGGGAGGAAAGGUCAAGGAGGUUGCUGGUUAGAAGGGCAGGCUGGUGAUGAUGAGGGACAUAUAAUGGGAAGGGCUGGGUUAGACCGCUUUGGGGACCUAGUUUUGAGAGUUCGACAAGUUGCUUUGGGAUUGGAGUUAUGGCUUGAUGAUUUCAGGUUGAAGCUGAGGGAGGGCAUGCAUUUGCACAUGGUUCGGUUGAACCAUAUCGUUGUUAUACCAAUCGAAAAGACGGCAUUACAGACAAGCGGUGUUUUCUUUCCAUUGCCUUUACCCGAAGGUUGUGUCUCCGAGUUGUAGAAUAGUCGCCAUUUUCUCGUUGCGAAACUAGGCAUACACAACAUCACAGAGACGAGCGUGGAAAGAGACACGGAACGACACAUCCAUUGAGCGUAUACUCUGCCAUGCUCUAUGGUCAAAUAAAAUCCAUGAC